CUCCCCUCGUCGAGAUGCUCGACCCUAAACUCAACCCCACAACUCCAUUCAGAAUAUGGAAAGGCACUGAAUAUGAUGCUCUUUAUCAGUACACGAAGCUAUUGGGAGUAGUUUUGACGGAUGUUCCGAUUUACAAGGAGGCACAAACCACGUCUCUGGAGACUAUAGUAGAGAGAUUGACCAUCAUCCAAGGUAAAAUAGGUAUGUUGAGCUAUCAAGAUUUAUGGAUGUUGGCUGAUAUCCUGAUAGUCGAUCUGAAGUCGGCGACAUUAGCGCGGACAAGGGAUGACUUAGACUAUACCGACGGUGCUUCUGCUCAAGACAUCCAAAAUGUCAUCCGCGAGACACCGAGGGGGCGCGGUGACCUGCAAGUGGCCAGCAGUUAUCAACCACGGCGCUCAAUGAGCUCUUUCAGAGAUCAAGAUGAAGCUACAGGGUCGAUAUUUGAUGGACCGGGAUCAGUAACAAUACCAAGCAGUGUAACAGGUCUUCGAAGGUCAAGGACGCGGAGCUUUCUCAGUCGUUCCCGCAGGAGUAGUCAUGCUUUCGAGUCGAGCUCACAAAUUUCUGACAGAGACAUGUCGAGGCCCAUACUCAGCAGACGCGGAACUUCCACAAGCGCUAAUGCAGAUGCCGUGGUGGACUCUGAUCAAGAAACAAGUUCUCCAAUAUCAGACAGAAGAAGGGGUCGAAGAAAGAGAAACACGGACGAAAAUGACAAUCUUAUCUCGCCUGGUGAGGAGAGUGCGCGGAGAACGUCAAUGUUUGGGAAUCUCGUGAGCUUCUUUGGCCGGAGAGAAUCUCCGUCGAGGCUAUCCCAGGGCAGUAGAUCACGCAGAGGAAGCAUAGAUUAUGCCCAAAGCCCAACGGAAGAUGAGGGAGAGGAUCGCUGGGGUUAUCAUUCAAGCGAAGAGGAUGCAUCAGACGAGGACGCGACCUCUUUGCCCGGAAGUCUUUACCCAGCAAGUAGUAGAGGAAGCCAUUCUCGACCAUCUUCUCCUGUUGCAGCAUUCCCAGGACUGGGAAGAGACCCGAUUUUUGGAGACACGAGAAUUGACAUGACUGAUGUUUCGACUGUCAAGUCAUUGCCCAUUACCACUGGCCCUCCUAGCCAUCAGGAUAUUUACCUUGAAGAUGAAGACCUCAAAAUCCGUGUUAUAGGAUAUACGCUUGUGCGAUGGCGUAAAUGGCUGUGGGAUAUCAGCACUCUAUGCUCUCUAGGAUUGUUAGGUCUCGUUGGUUUAUGGUUCCCCGAGCUCUGGCUUCGAUGUACAGCAAAACGCCGACCAUUUUUAGAACGUGAGACGAAUCUCGUUGUCGUCGAGAGUCCGACAACCGAUAUCAUUAUUUCCUAUGUUACCACUGUAGAUUACCCUUAUCCAUACUCUCAGACGUUUCGUGAAGUAGAUCCGGGGUCACAGACAACCUCUUCCAACCAUGGUACAAGACCAUCCUCGGUGAUAAAGCUUUCUACGCUUGCUACUAGCGCCACACAGGACGAACGAUCGUAUGAAGAGACUCUUACAAAACUAAAGAUAUUUGAAUAUCGAUACACUCGUUAUAUACUGGAUCCACGAUCUGGAUUUUGGGUCAUGGUCAA
Molecule: messenger RNA, 1600 nt
Organism: Acaulospora colombiana
Lineage: Eukaryota; Fungi; Glomeromycota; Glomeromycetes; Diversisporales; Acaulosporaceae
Source: the annotation of a GenBank genome assembly